CCCAUUACGAUCGAAGGUCACGCGUAAAAGUGUUUGUUUCGUUCAUAAUUAAAGUACUUAACAAAGUUUAUAUAUACAUAGAUAUUUCAUACAUAUUAAUGUGUACGAUGUAUGUAUAUCUUGGCAAUAGUAAUACUGUGAUGUAAUUACGCUUUAAUAGCAGUUGUAUGUACAUACGAAAGAUCAUAGUGAAAAGAUUUAACGUAAUGAUAAAUCAGACUUUGUGGCGCCUGUGUGAUAAUGUAAAGUAUUUUAAUCGGUGCUGAAUGCUCCGAUCUGUAUGUAUUUACAAUAGUGCUAAAGUGUAAAAGAAAUAGAUUAUUUGUGACGCUGAACUCGCAUGCAAUUAACAAAGAAAAUUCUGCAAAGCAAUGUACUAAAGAAACUUGCCAUCUUCAAAUUAGUUAAAUAAUUGUAAAGAAAAAGUGCAAAUGUCUGUAGUAGUGGAUACGAUAAAAGAAGCAUCUCUUUCAAUGGAAAUGAAUUUACAGGACAAAGAUGUCACAAAGAAAGAAGAAAAACAUACUGGAACCGAUGGAAUUUCGAAUACACAAAGGGUAUGGACAAGCUUGGUAUCAGGUGCCAUUGCAGGAGCAUUGGCAAAAACAACUAUAGCACCUUUGGAUCGCACAAAAAUAAACUUUCAAAUUUCGAACCAAAAAUAUUCGGCAAGAGCAGCGAUUAAUUUUUUGAUAAAAACUCUUAAAACAGAGGGUUUACUGAGCCUAUGGCGUGGAAAUAGUGCAACUAUGGUUAGAAUUAUUCCAUAUUCUGCUGUUCAGUUCACAGCACAUGAACAGUGGAAGAGAAUUCUAGGAAUAAAUGGAUCAGAAAGAGGAAAACCUGGUUUAAACUUUCUUGCUGGUUCAUUGGCGGGUAUAACAUCUCAAGGUACAACUUACCCUCUGGAUUUAAUGAGAGCAAGGAUGGCUGUAACACAGAAGGCUGAAUAUAGAACAUUGCGACAGAUUUUUGUACGUAUUUACAUGGAAGAGGGAAUAUUAGCCUAUUACCGUGGAUUUCCUGCAACAUUACUCGGUGUCAUUCCCUACGCUGGAUGUAGCUUCUUCACCUACGACCUACUUAGGAAUCUGUUGACUGUGUACACGGUGGCUAUUCCUGACUUCUCGACAUCACUGAUUUGCGGCGGCAUUGCCGGAAUGAUUGCUCAGACUAGCAGCUAUCCGUUGGACAUCGUUCGGAGAAGAAUGCAGACCUCGGCAAUCAAGGGACAAGAUUAUCAUACAAUUAAGUCGACUGUAACGAAAAUUUACAAAGAAGAAGGUAUAAUGGCCUUCUAUAAAGGAUUGAGCAUGAAUUGGGUGAAAGGCCCAAUCGCCGUAGGAAUCAGUUUUGCUACGCACGAUACGAUUCGCGAUGCAUUAAGGAAAUUUAUUGUCUGUCAAAAUAACUCACAAAAUUAAUAUAAAGAUAUGUUGUUAAGUACCAUAUGCAAUUAGAAAAACUAAAAGGAAACUACUAAUUAUUCGUUAACAUAGAACAUCAAUUAUACAUAUACACGAAUACACUUUCAUCUGCUGGAAAGUUCUUUGAACUUCAAAAAAUAAUUAACAAAGUAGUAAAUACAAUAUAAUUUUCAAAGGGCGUGUUUCAAAAGGCAGGGAGAAUAUUAGUACAAAUGAUUCAUGUAUAUAUAUUGUUAUUUAAAAUGUUAUAAAAAACUGUUAAACAACUGAAAAAAAUACAUGUCAUUAAAGGCUGAAGAAGUCAGCAAGACACAA
Osmia bicornis bicornis is the source of this 1742-nucleotide messenger RNA. It is a transcript of the gene DPCoAC, whose product is annotated as mitochondrial coenzyme A transporter SLC25A42. The coding region runs from base 432 to 1424 and encodes 330 amino acids. Gene Ontology annotation, cellular component: mitochondrial inner membrane. NCBI's taxonomy places the organism in Eukaryota, Metazoa, Arthropoda, Insecta, Hymenoptera, Megachilidae. The record is from RefSeq and is a predicted model, not a curated record. Gene Ontology annotation, biological process: transmembrane transport. The transcript is spliced from 6 exons.